Molecule: messenger RNA, 1191 nt
Organism: Saxophila tyrrhenica
Lineage: Eukaryota; Fungi; Ascomycota; Dothideomycetes; Mycosphaerellales; Extremaceae
Exons: 3
Coding region: 1-1191 (396 amino acids)
Source: RefSeq, a predicted model, not a curated record
AUGUCUAAGUUCAUCAGCCUUCUUCUCGUGUGCUCACCGUUCCUUCUUCUCUGCAACGCCAGCAUCUCCGGUCGUCCUUAUGGCACGUUUGAGCAUCCCGCUGCGAGAGCUCGACCCAGGUUCCGAUACUGGCUUCCCGAUGCCAGUGUCGACCCGUCAACCGUACAGAACGACAUCAGGUCUGCUGCCAACUUAGGCAUCGGUGGGAUCGAGCUCUUGCCGUUCUACAACUAUGGAGGAGGGACACCAGUCGUCGACUGGGUCAAGUAUGGCUUUGGAACGCCUGCGUUCAACAGGAUAUUCAGAGCUGCAUUGGAGACACACCGCGAGUGCGGUCUGUAUAUGGACUUCGCCAUGGGCCCAAACCAAGGGCAGGGUGUGCCCGCAGAGACGGACAACCCAGGUCUACAGUGGGAUCUGAGAACAUAUUCUACCAUCGUCUCUGAAGACGCCCCUUUCAGCCACUCGAUACCCGGUUGGGGAUCUGGAGACUUAAUAGCUGCCGUGUCAGCGCUGGUGCUUUCAGAGACCGAGAAGAGCAUACCUCCCAGAGCUGGACAAGGACCUCCUUACAACUACACGAGACUGGUCCUACAACACGACAGCCUAACGGAUUUGACAGACUCGGUGUCAAAGACAGGUGCUCUUUCCUUCUCGCCCCCGGCUCACAAUACUUCUGGACACUACAGAAUUUUCGCAUCCUAUCAAGUGUUGACACACGCGAAGAACCUCGAUCCUGACACGAAUGCGACAAACACAAUCUUCGACAAUGGCUGCUACAUUGUAGACCACUUUGACGGCAAAGGGGCCCAAGUAGUGACGGACUUCUGGGAUCGCUAUAUCUUGGUAAACGGCAUCAAGGAGUUAUUGAGCGAAGCGGGCAACAGCGGAUGGGAGGAUAGCAUGGAACUGUUGUCAAACGUCUCCUGGUCGCCAUCUCUACCAGCCAGAUUCGAGGAGCGCUGGGGCUACAGCAUCAAGCCAUAUGUGCCGCUCAUCAUCUUCGGGAACAACAACAUCAACAUACAAAGCGCGGAACCAGGUGAGCUCCAGUGUGUACUCGACACGGAGGACGAAGGCAUGGGAUACGUUAAUGCCUACCGAAGUUCGUUACGCGAUGGAUACGCCGAGUACCUCAAUGUCUUCACGAACUGGACCCAGUCCGCUCUCCAGUUGCAGCAUUCAUCAUAG